UGGGAUAAUGAAAAAGUCAAGUGUAAGUGCACGUGAUGAUAAAAUACAUAAACAUACAGCUGUUUGGUCCGCGUACUAGUUUUUUCUUUUAUUUUAUUACAGGCGAGGACUCAGGGAGGGGCGUGGUUUACGUAGUAUUUUUGACCCCUUCCAACGCUUUCGGAAAUGCUUAAACAUAUCAAGCUUUAAUAAAAAGAAAUGCAAAAUAAAAUCUAAAAUGGUACAGUAUAAUAAAUUAAAACCACUAACAUCUUAUUGCRCCAUGUGAGACAUUUUUAUUUAUUAAAUUUUACUUUAAACUAUCGAUCGAAGUCUGUCAUGCAUUACGUAAGUGAAAUGUCCGAGCCUACGUGCGGUACCUGAACGCAGCACUAUUGUUAGCUCUGUGAGGAUGUAGCGCACAGAAACAGCUCCGACCCAACCAGUAGUCUGCCGAUGCUCGUUCCACUGUACUUUGUUUACCCGCAGUCAUUUUAAUUCUUAGAUAUUUUUUUGAAAGCGUUAAAAAUAUAUAAGUAAAAAAUGGAAGCUAAUUUUUGCAACAUCCAGGUGCUUCUUCGGGCAGCUGAGUUUCUGGAGAGGCGAGAGAGAGAGGCAGAGCACGGGUAUGCUUCAGUCCUGCCUUUCAGUCCAGGUAACUCUGACAAGAGGAACAAACAGAAGAGCAAGAAGAUAUCUGCUGGUGGCAAUAGGUCGGUUCACAACGAGCUGGAGAAAAACAGACGAGCUCAGCUGAGACAUUACCUGGAACAGCUGAAGAAGCAGGUUCCUCUGCCGUCAGACUCUGUGAGGAACACCACGCUGAACCUGCUGAGAGAGGCUCAGCUUCACAUAAAGAACCUGCAGGAGCAGGACGAGCGAGCGGAGCGGCUGAAGGAUCGCCUUCGCUGGGAGCAGAGAGAGCUGCGGGUUCGACUGGAGCAGCUGCAGAGGGGCACCGAGAGAAURAGGAACAAUAGCCACGGGUCGACCAUGUCCUCCGAGAGGUCGGACUCCGACAGAGAGGACGUGGAGGUUGAUGUGGAGAGCAUCGUGUUUGACUGUGUGGACUCUGACGGGCUGAGUAUUGCACACACUGACGCAGACCACUCGUACUCCAGCGUGGACAGUGCCUGGCUAUGACUGCGGGUAAAAACAUGAAGCGUCUGCCAUGUGGAGGGGGGGAGGGAAGAGGAGAAAACAUUCCAAAAACAUGAGACAGAUGACAGCGAUGACAGAUGACUAAAACUGAACACUUUUCUUCUUUCUCUUUUUGAGACCUUUUGUCUUGUCAGAAUGAGUCCACGCUAAUACAAGUGUCCAUUUGCACUGAACUGGGAUGGAUGUUAAAUCAUACAUAAGCUUUUUCUCUCAACGUAUAUUUUUUUACUCUCAAAGUGUUUAACAUCCACAGGUGCAGGCAUUCAUCAAGUCAUUAAUUCAUUCCGGGCAAAACAAGAAAACAWGGGCUUUUAUACAAAACUCCUGACACACCUUAUUUGUUCUGAACUCUGCCUUAAACCAGAUUUAAUCCACACAUCUUCUCAUUCAGCACCGUUCUUAUUUCCACAUUGUCACACGUUGCAUGCACAUAAUCUUUGCUAUCUUGUAUUAUCGUCAUGUUAAUGUUCAGUCUCAUAAUUAGCUCUUUUUUUUCUGUCUGUUGCACAUGAUGUCCACUCAUUGCACUUGUGUUGUCUCAAAGAUUUUGGGUAUGCUUAAAGGUAAAACAAUGAAUUGGUCACAACUGGUAUUUAGGUAAUACUGCCAAAAAAUUUGAAAUAGCUACAAAGAGCUGAAAUGUAAUGUGUUUAGGUUGUAAGAGCAUUAAAGCGAUAUUAAAAAUGGUAAUUAUGCACACAACAAAUUCACCAGGUAGGCAAUACUUGUAACGAUUAUGCAAUUGAAGGUAUUUAACCAGGAUGUAUCAUAUUUAAUACCUGAAGGUGCUUUUCCUCUUCGUUUUCUAUAUGCAAGAUGCCUUAUUGUGUUUUAUAUGUCUCUCCGCCCAGUAAUAUUAUGUAGCAUAUUUUGGUUGUAAUGUUUUUUGUUUUGUUUUUGGAACAAAUAAAUAUUUUCUAUAUUUACA
This is a messenger RNA of Austrofundulus limnaeus, 2068 nucleotides long. RefSeq names its product MAX dimerization protein 3 (gene mxd3). Gene Ontology annotation, biological process: regulation of transcription by RNA polymerase II. The coding region runs from base 523 to 1122 and encodes 199 amino acids. The record is from RefSeq and is a predicted model, not a curated record. Gene Ontology annotation, molecular function: DNA-binding transcription factor activity, RNA polymerase II-specific; RNA polymerase II cis-regulatory region sequence-specific DNA binding; protein dimerization activity. Lineage: Eukaryota; Metazoa; Chordata; Actinopteri; Cyprinodontiformes; Rivulidae. The transcript is spliced from 6 exons.